CUCAGUUUAGAACAACUUUCAUAAGGCACAAUUCAGAAAGAUAUUAUCUGUAUACAAUACCUAACAACCCAUACUUUGAAAAUGACGACAGGCAGCUGCUUCUGCGGGAAUAUCCAAAUUGAGUUUAGUGGCGAGCCUAUGAUAGUGGCCAUCUGCCACUGCCAUGACUGCCGCAAAGUCACCGGCACUCUGUAUUCCUACAACUUCGUGUUCAAAGAUGUCAACGUAAAGAUCACAGGGAAUCCCAAAGAGCUACCGAAGACGUCUGACAGCGGAGUUCGGAUCGUGAACCAUUUCUGUGGUGACUGUGGUACGCCGCUCUUCGGAUAUAAAGUAAAUGCCGAUGGAAGCGCAGGUGGAUUCAGGGUCGUGCGUGCUGGUGUUUUCGAUGAUGAGAUCGUGAAUAGAUAUAAGCCAGGACAUGAAGUCUUUACCAAGAGACGGGUAUGUUGGCUUGAUGCUACGGAAGGAGCUGGGCAGUUUGAGGGGAUGGCGCCUCUGUAAGGCAUAGAAUGUUGCGGUGGGACCGUAGGUAGCUUACGAGAUGAGGCUGAGUAGGUAUUGUUUCGGCGUUUCAUUAAUUGAAUUAGUCACUCCCUGUUACACAAUGAAUGGACUUUUAUGCAUA
This is a messenger RNA of Aspergillus eucalypticola CBS 122712, 628 nucleotides long. Its product is annotated as GFA family protein. The coding region runs from base 82 to 504 and encodes 140 amino acids. Gene Ontology annotation, molecular function: carbon-sulfur lyase activity. The record is from RefSeq and is a predicted model, not a curated record. The transcript is spliced from 3 exons. Lineage: Eukaryota; Fungi; Ascomycota; Eurotiomycetes; Eurotiales; Aspergillaceae.